CCCCGGCUAGCUAUCUCUAUUCAAUCCUUCUUGACGCUUCCUCCCACCUCAAUUCAAGCUCUCCAUAUAUCACAAUGUCUUUUUUCCGAUCAUCUACCGCGCUCCGCACUGCUAUCGUGCGCCCCGCCUUCCGUCCAGCCACCCGGUCUGCCCUCUCCGUCACGUCGCAGCGCUUCUUCGCUACUCAGGACUACGGCAGCGGUGAAGGCAACCCAGCUGGCGAGAAGCCACAAGAGCAGGGACCUUCCAAGUCGUCAGACCUCGAGCACCCUGGUCCCCCUCCUCCCGAUGUUGGCAAAGGUAGCGGCACUACGCCAACAAAGGCUGGAAACAAAGGACACAAUGCCGGCGAGAGCUCGCAAGGCUCCUCCAAAUCAUCUAGCUCUUCCUCCAAGGGAUCAUCGGGAAGCAGCAGCGACUCUUCAGUAAAAGGUGCGCGGCCUAAGAUCCUUAACGACAACCCGCCUGCAGAACCGAGCGAGGAAGUCAAGCAACACAACCGUGAGAUGGAGAACCGUGCUGAAAGAGCCGAGGUAAAGAUUGAUAAUGCGGACACGAAGAAGGACAAGGUAUCGCCUAAGUUCUGGUCCGGCCAAGGUGGAGCCGACAGGGACCCGUAAAUGUCAGUGGCGUGGUGGCGCAAUUCGCUCUGACGAUGACUUUCACAAGCUGCCAUGUGGCUAUGACGACGAAUCAAUGUAUGACGAAUGGCGGGCUCCAGUCUGGACCGGCCCAUGUAAUUGUACCACAUUACUCUAGCUAGCGAUAUCCUCCGCUGCUUGAGACAACAUGAUUGAAGAAGACCAUUAUCGCAUUUCAAUGCGAAGACCGUGAACUGUGGGGAGAGCUAUUGCACUGAAGGAAAAGGGAGAUUUAGUUAGUGUGAUGGGCGGGGAUGGAGAUCAAUCAUUCAUCCAAUGACGUCGGUGGCCGAUCUCUAGUGGUACGAGUAGGUAGCGGACAAACAGGGAAUCAAAC
Messenger RNA from Aplosporella prunicola CBS 121167, 978 nucleotides. RefSeq lists its product as uncharacterized. NCBI's taxonomy places the organism in Eukaryota, Fungi, Ascomycota, Dothideomycetes, Botryosphaeriales, Aplosporellaceae. The record is from RefSeq and is a predicted model, not a curated record. Bases 75 to 620 code for a protein of 181 amino acids. The transcript is spliced from 2 exons.